Molecule: messenger RNA, 480 nt
Organism: Raphanus sativus (radish)
Lineage: Eukaryota; Viridiplantae; Streptophyta; Magnoliopsida; Brassicales; Brassicaceae
Product: 40S ribosomal protein S30
Exons: 3
Coding region: 140-328 (62 amino acids)
Biological process (GO): translation
Cellular component (GO): ribosome; cytosolic small ribosomal subunit
Molecular function (GO): structural constituent of ribosome
Source: RefSeq, a predicted model, not a curated record
CGAUAAGGCCCAAGAAAUGUCGUUGUCGAGUAUAUACAAAUAUAUAUAUGAUCAGCUCGAAAACCCUAACACUGAGAUCACGCACUAGUUUCAGCUUAUUGCAGCCGUCGGAAGAAACAGCAGAGAAAACUAAUCAGCCAUGGGAAAAGUACACGGAUCUUUGGCACGUGCCGGUAAAGUAAGAGGACAGACACCGAAGGUAGCGAAGCAAGACAAGAAGAAGAAACCCAGAGGCCGUGCUCACAAGCGUCUCCAGCACAACCGCCGUUUCGUUACCGCCGUUGUUGGUUUCGGUAAGAAGAGAGGACCCAACUCUUCUGAGAAGUAGAAGAUUGAUAGAUAUGCCUGUGAAAGCCGUCUCAUUUGGCUAGUUUGUAACCUUUUAAUAUUUCCUUUUCGUUUGUAUUAGUCAUGUUGCUUUGGUACUUAAACUUUAUGUGUUUUGAUUCCAAUCUAUGAAAUACACGAUUUUAGUUUGAA